Diaporthe batatas is the source of this 1182-nucleotide messenger RNA. RefSeq lists its product as uncharacterized. The coding region runs from base 330 to 1100 and encodes 256 amino acids. The transcript has 2 exons. Lineage: Eukaryota; Fungi; Ascomycota; Sordariomycetes; Diaporthales; Diaporthaceae. The record is from RefSeq and is a predicted model, not a curated record.
GUCUGAAUCUUUAUCGUCAGGAGCGAUCCUCCACAACCCUUUCUCGCUCAAGUAUAAUACGACUUCCGCUAUCUCAACCAAUGCGAAUGCCCAAAGUCCCCUAAAGCACCUGCAGGCAUAUUCCAGGCCAAGUAGAGGAUAAGGCGGCAUAGUGGCCACAGUUAAUAGUUAAUUGGGAUUUUCUUUAGAGACCGCAAAGAAAGGGUUUGCCGACUGCAGGGUUGGUGCUAGGAUGUCCGGCAAUCCACCAUUCGGGGUGGCUUUCGUUGGAGCUGGAGAAAAGUUGCGUCAUACUAAGAGUGCUUCAUAGCUCCCCUCCUUGCCAACAAAUGGUGACCUCCUCAGCCUGGACCCGACGUGUUCUACCUCAGCUAGCAAAUCGCAAGGCUACCAGAAACACCAUAGUCACAGGCACCCGAAGCUUUGCUAUUUCUGCAACUCCACACCCGAGGGCUAUCCUCCUGCGACACAAUCUUCGCGACGAGCAUACCCACCAUCACCCACCGCCGUGCAGCUCCUGCACCGUCGACCCUAACCGGCUUUCUGCAUACGCACAACACAGGCGAAGGGGUCUUUCCGGCACCGCUUCUCUGAGGAUGGCGACAGACGACGAAUACAUGGACUUCCUGAACAAGGCCAACGAGGAUCCGGGCCAGGGCUCAGCCUCGGCCCAGACACAAGGGGGCCAGGCGAAGAAAGAGCUCAAGGCGGCAGACCAUGGGGUGGACAUCCCACAGCCACUGGUCAAGGCCACCAAGGAUGCCUUCUACAUUUCUGAUUCAGACGAACCAUUCGUGCCUGUGUCGCUGGCGUGGGAGAAGGGCGAGGGCUUGCCAGAUGAGGAGGAGAUUGCCAAAUUGGUCGAGCACUGGGAUCCUGCAAAGGCCGAGGUUGAAAUCCUGGACCCGGUCGAUUGGGACAGAAAUGGGCAGUACAAGGAGGUCAUCGAUGCGGUCAGCGAGGCCGGCAAGGGCAAUGACGUUCGAGUAUACCGUAUCGUCAAGGACAAAUCGAGAGUGGAAUAUUUUGUGGUGACAAGGGCAGGAGAGGGUAAAGGCGCCAGGCUGGUAGGCGUCAAGGCAUUGGCGAUAGAGAGCUAAGAUCGACGGAUUCCAAGCAUUCAGAGACCUUUUCAUAAGCGUACGAGCGAACUCAAUUGGACCACCACCUACAAGUUUGCAA